GACAGCAUCAGGCUCAGCCCAUGUGAGAUGCCUCCUCCCAAUCACAGACCACUGCUCCUGGUCCAGGAGGCUCAAAGAAUUGGUGCUGGGUAGAAAAGCACCUCAGGCCAGAACAGCUUGCAGAGUGGGCCGGCACAGCACAAGGAGGAGGAGAAGGAAGAGAGGGCAAGCUUGUGCCAAAUCCUGACAAUGGCGAAAGAUGACUCCACUGUUCGUUGCUUCCAGGGCCUGCUGAUUUUUGGAAAUGUGAUUGUUGGUAUGUGCGGCAUCGCCCUGACCGCAGAGUGCAUCUUCUUCGUAUCUGACCAGCACAGCCUCUACCCACUGCUUGAAGCCACCGACAACGAUGACAUCUACGGGGCAGCCUGGAUUGGCAUGUUUGUCGGCAUCUGCCUCUUCUGUCUGUCCGUUCUAGGCAUUGUAGGCAUCAUGAAAUCCAACAGGAAAAUUCUUCUGGCGUAUUUCAUUCUGAUGUUUAUAGUAUAUGGCUUUGAAGUGGCGUCUUGUAUCACAGCAGCAACACAACGAGACUUUUUCACACCCAACCUCUUCCUGAAGCAGAUGCUAGAGAGGUACCAAAACAAUAGCCCUCCAAACAAUGAUGACCAAUGGAAAAAUAAUGGAGUCACCAAGACCUGGGACAGACUCAUGCUCCAGGACCACUGCUGUGGUGUCAAUGGCCCGUCAGACUGGCAGAGAUACACGUCUGCCUUCCGGACUGCGAAUCAUGAUGCCGACUAUCCCUGGCCUCGUCAAUGCUGUGUGAUGAACAGUCUGAAAGAACCUCUCAACGUGGAGGCCUGCAAGCUAGGAGUGCCCGGGUACUAUCACAAGGAGGGGUGCUAUGAACUCAUCUCUGGACCCAUGAACCGACAUGCCUGGGGGGUUGCCUGGUUUGGAUUUGCCAUUCUCUGCUGGACUUUUUGGGUUCUCCUGGGUACCAUGUUCUACUGGAGCAGAAUUGAAUAUUAAGAACAAAGCGUCACCACCACACCACCUUCCUCCAGUUACUCUGGGCCCAGUGCUUCAAGCGAGCUCUCCUGGUAGAGCCCACGUCUGUGCCCCGUGGGGGCCCUGUGCCUCUUACUCGAACUGCGGAGGUAGAGGUGUACCCCUGGGCUUGCAGCCUCUCAAAAUUCUCACUAGGGUUUUCAGUCUGGUCUAGAGUACUGCAACAUUUUUUA
Lontra canadensis (Northern American river otter) is the source of this 1184-nucleotide messenger RNA. RefSeq names its product uroplakin 1B (gene UPK1B). The record is from RefSeq and is a predicted model, not a curated record. The transcript is spliced from 8 exons. Gene Ontology annotation, cellular component: membrane. NCBI's taxonomy places the organism in Eukaryota, Metazoa, Chordata, Mammalia, Carnivora, Mustelidae. The coding region runs from base 190 to 972 and encodes 260 amino acids.